AUGCCUAAGGAGCAUGAAAAGAUCCUGGAAUUUAAAAAUAAAAAAUUCGAACAAAAACAUCCUGUCUUGAUUGUCGCAGACUUUGAAUCAUCGUUGAAAACAGUCAACCAAAAUCUUGGUGAAAAGACUGUUCAAAUUCAAGAACAUAUUCCUAACUCAUUCAGUUUCUACAUAUGUUAUGAUAAGGAUCAAAUUCAGACUGACAAUGUCUUUGUAGAAUUUAGUGUCAACGAUGAUAAUGAAAAUAUCGGAGAAAGGUUCUGUGAAGAGAUUGAAAAAGCUGUGUAUGACAUUCAUGACAAUCAUUUCAACCCUAAAGCUAUGUUAGCCUUAACGCAAGAACAAAAGGUGAAGCACAAGACAGCUAAAACAUGUUAUGCCUGUCACAAGGUGUUCACAGAAAAAAAUUAUAAAGUUCGUGAUCACAACCAUUUUAAUGGAAAAUACAGAGGAGCAGCCUGUAAUAAGUGUAAUCUUCAAUUACAAGCACCUGAUUUCAUACCAGUGUACUUUCACAAUUUAUCAGGUUAUGAUGCUCACUUAUUUGUGAAAAAUCUGAAAGGGCGACUGAAUGUCAUCGCGAAAAAUAGUGAAAACUAUAUUUCAUUCAGCAAGGAGUUACAGGUAGAUGAGCACAAGACUCUAUCCAUCAGAUUUCUUGAUUCUUAUAGGCUUAUGCAGUCUUCACUAGCAAACCUAGCUAAGAAUCUACCCAAUUCUGAAAAGAAAAACCUGGCACAAUUUUUCCAAGGUGACCAAUUUGAUUUAGUCACCAGAAAAGGCAUCUAUCCGUAUGAAUGGGUUGACUCGUAUGAAAAAUUUGAUGAAAAAGAAUUACCUCCGAUUGAAGCAUUUAGCUCCACAUUGAAUGCGACACACAUCUCAGUUGAGGACUACAAUCAUGCUCAACAUGUGUGGAAAACAUUUGACUGCAAAACCUUUCGAGAUUAUCACAAUCUCUAUCUCAAAACAGAUGUUCUUUUACUAGCAGACAUUUUAGAAAAUUUCAGACAGACCUGCAUGACCAUCUAUAGUUUAGAUCCAGUCUGGGCUUAUUCGGCUUCAGGAUUGUCUUGGCAAGCCAUGUUGAAAAAGACUGAUGUUAACAUUGAACUUUUAACAGAUGUUGACAUGUACAACUUCUUUGAAUGUGGCAUUAGAGGGGGAAUUUGUCAAUCAAGUCACAGAUAUGCAAAAGCAAAUAAUCCAUAUUUGAAAGAUUUUGACUCAGAAAAACCUAUAAGUUACAUCACCUAUGUUGAUGCGAAUAAUUUGUAUGGAUUAUCGAUGAGUGAAAAAUUACCACAUUCUAACUUUAAAUGGAUGACCUCAUCAGAAUUAGUCGCAUGGCAAAGCAUGCCAUGUACUUUAGAAGUGGACUUAGACUAUCCUCAGCAUUUACAUGACCUACACAAUGCCUAUCCAUUAGCACCUGAACAUGUGAAUGAUAAGUUGAUUCCUAAUCUUAGGAACAAGAAAAAAUAUAUAUUGUACAUCACAAGGCUUUGA
Messenger RNA from Lineus longissimus, 1509 nucleotides. RefSeq lists its product as uncharacterized. Gene Ontology annotation, molecular function: nucleic acid binding. Lineage: Eukaryota; Metazoa; Nemertea; Pilidiophora; Heteronemertea; Lineidae. Bases 1 to 1509 code for a protein of 502 amino acids. The transcript has a single exon. The record is from RefSeq and is a predicted model, not a curated record.